GAAAAGGGAGAGAAAGGAGAAGACUACAGAAGACGAAAAGGACCGUACGUUACAGCAGAAGAGAGAGAGCUAUGUGGAUUUAACCUGAAGUAAAAGUGUGGUGAAAAUAAGAGAUCACUUGCUCCAGUGCCAGAGACAUGGACGCCUUCAAGCUGAUGAAGGAGCUGAGGGUGAAUUAUGAGCAGGAGGCUUACUACCUCCCUAAAGAGACUGGGCUGAGCCUCAUCGAAUCCACAAUGCAGGAUGACAGUCGGAUCUCAGCCAAGUGCAGAGAUGCCAAAGUGGAGGAUCUGUGGAGUCUGACCAGCUUCUUUGGUUACAGCACGCACACCUUUGUCCUGGCUGUCAACCUGCUGGACAGAUUCCUGGCCAUGAUGAGGAUCCAGCCAAAGCACCUGUCCUGCGUCAGCCUCAGCUGCCUCCACAUGGCGGCCAAAGUGACGGAGGAGGAGUGCAACCUGACGCCAACCGACGAGCUCAUCCGCAUCGGACAGUGCAGGUUCACUGUGUCCGACCUGGGGCGUAUGGAGAAGAUCGUUGCUGAGAAGCUCAACUUCAAGUCCAAAGCCAUCACUGCCUUAACCUUUCUGCACUUGUACCACCAGAUUGCACUUUCACACUCCACGGACAGGAAGGAGACUCUGAGCCUGGAGAAGCUGGAGGCUCAGCUCAAAGCCUGUCUGUGCCGGAUAUCCUUCUCUAAAGCAAAGCCAUCCGUCCUAGCCUUGUCUCUCCUGAGGCAGGAGAUUGCAGCCGUUCAGUCGGAGGACAUGUUGGAGAUAGCCUAUCACAUCCAGAGACACUUGAAGAUUGCAGACGGUGAGCUCCUGUUGUGGAGUGAGCGCGUGGCUCGGUGUCUGUCGGCCUACGCCUCCCCUGAAUGCAGCAAGCCCAACCACAGGAAGUUGCAGUGGAUUGUGUCGAGGCGGACUGCCCAGAACCUGCACAGCCACCGCAGUGUCCCUGAGCUGCCCACCAUCCCCGAGGGUUGCUGGGACGAGAGCGAGAGUGAGGAUUCAUGUGAGGACGUGAUGAGUUCAGGUGAAGAGUCUCUCAGCAGUUCUCUGGGCAGCGACGCCGAGGGGCCCUUCUUCCCUCUGCACCUCCGUCACCAAAAACACCGCCAACACCUCCACGCCUGACGCCGCCACGUGCCUCACUGUCCCCACCCGCCUCCUCUAACCUCUUUACCUGAUGUCUUUAAUUUAUUGUUUAAUAAGCUCUGGUGCUGGUGGGAAAUCGCACAACAGCUGACAGCUGAGCAGUCCAGACUCUUCCUGGUAGACUUGGUAGUUUUUAGUUUGUAGACACAUUGGUGCAUGUUGAGAUGUCACAUUCCAGGAUGCAAGAUUUCUAGGAUUCGAGUGAUGUUGUACGAAAUUUGGUUUUAUGGUGCUGAGCUAGCAGACAUUGCUAAAAAUAUUCAAUGCCGAGAUGUCAAGUCAGACCAGAAAAAGUUGGUUAUCAACAAAAAGAAAAAUGGCUAAAUGUGGUGUUUAUUUAUUAGAAUGUUGUUUGACUGUUAGUAAUUUAAGACUGUUUUUUUAUCAAAGGUAAGGAAGAGUUUUCCUGAUGCACAGAAGCUGAGAGCAGCUGCAGGCUCGUUAUCGUGGUGAUCAUGACUUCAUGAUCUUGAGAUGAUAAAUUCCACCCUCGCAUACGCUCGUAUUUAUAGUUUAAGAUUGAGAAGGAAAGCACAUUGACAGCAAGAUGUACCCACUGUUGUCUCAGGAUCAGCUUUUUUUUUUCCUCGUGCUGCAAAUAGCAGCUUCCUUUUUGCUAAUUUGGUGAAACAAGCUUAGAUGUCAACUGAAGCUCUGAGUUUUAUUUUGAACUUGACAAGUAUUGAAAGGUGAACUUAAAUAGAUUCAAUAAGGGAUUCGAAGGGAUUUGCUAAAAUUCUGUUUCAGCCAUACGCUGGUCAGGUUUUGGCCUCCGUCGCUUGUUGGUCUUGAUGAUGAGAUGAAUUACUCCUACGUGACCUAGAGGUCAUGGGACCUGGCCUGGGUCAAUUCCAAACUGUAUUUAGUUUAAUCAGGCCUCUUGCUCUACUUGGCUCUGUUUGGAUCACCGCAUUUUGGAUUCUGUCCAGUUAUAUUAGUGCGUAUUUCAGAUUGGGUUUCGGUUUCCAUGUCUGUUUCAGUGAUGAAGACCUCUAGGGUAAAGUCUUGAUCACCACCAAGUGGUCUAUAUUAUCUGGAUAACAGGGUUACAAAUGAAACUGGAGCAUUGUUUGUCAUUUCUUGAGAUAACUGUAUUGUGGAAACUGUUAGCGAGCACAGCUGCUCUCAUGUUCUGUAGAAAAGUUUCAUUUGCACAGUUAUUUGAUUUCAGUUCAAGUGUUAAAUGGGCACACUGGAGGUUUGAGUGUGUGUCUACAGGGAAACUGAUGCAUCAGAAACUGUUCACUGAGCGUUCAGAGCUCUUGGUGUCAGGACAGUGGUGAAGUGCCUUGCUCAAAGGCUGCAGGCAGAGAGAUUUAAAACACUGUCUUUCACUUCAGAUUCAAGCCCUGCUGACACCACCAAGUGUUCAGAUAAAACAUUUAACAAGUGUGUGUUGUGGAUGUGUUUCAUUUCAAAGUUGCCAAUUUUAGGAUGUAGCUUAAAAAAGUCUGGUGUUUUGAGAGAAUGUUGUAUGAACAAAAUACUGAGUGUCAAAAAAGUCUAAAAAAUGCUAAAAAUGAAAAAAAAUGUUAAUACAAAAACAUGUAAAACUGUAAAUGAUGUACAAAAAAAUCUGUUAAUAGUUAUUUAUUCUUUUUGUCACCUGUACUG
Molecule: messenger RNA, 2777 nt
Organism: Chelmon rostratus (copperband butterflyfish)
Lineage: Eukaryota; Metazoa; Chordata; Actinopteri; Chaetodontiformes; Chaetodontidae
Gene: ccng2
Product: cyclin G2
Exons: 8
Coding region: 138-1142 (334 amino acids)
Biological process (GO): regulation of cyclin-dependent protein serine/threonine kinase activity; mitotic cell cycle phase transition
Cellular component (GO): nucleus; cyclin-dependent protein kinase holoenzyme complex; cytoplasm
Molecular function (GO): cyclin-dependent protein serine/threonine kinase regulator activity
Source: RefSeq, a predicted model, not a curated record